Messenger RNA from Ctenopharyngodon idella (grass carp), 4656 nucleotides. It is a transcript of the gene srrm4, whose product is annotated as serine/arginine repetitive matrix 4. The record is from RefSeq and is a predicted model, not a curated record. Gene Ontology annotation, biological process: mRNA processing; regulation of RNA splicing; neuron maturation. Lineage: Eukaryota; Metazoa; Chordata; Actinopteri; Cypriniformes; Xenocyprididae. The transcript has 13 exons. Gene Ontology annotation, molecular function: mRNA binding. Bases 718 to 2454 code for a protein of 578 amino acids. Gene Ontology annotation, cellular component: nucleus.
UGCGCCGACCCCUGCCUCUUUUGUUAUGCUGAUUAAGGCAACAGGCACAGUCUUUUGUUCAAGUCAGAGAACGCGAGAGAGAAAGAGAACAAGCAGGGAGGGAUGGUCACGCUCCCCGUGACCUAAAGCCCCCCAGUCUCCUCUUCUUUAACGUCACAAGGUGCGCGCAACAAAAACGAGCCACCAUCAGCUGAGUUCUUCACAUCGCGACGCGCACGAGCCACCAUCAGCUGAGAUUGUCACAACUCUUCCGUCCACAUACACACACAGAAAUACGCUGGCACUGGACUUUUCUCACUAACUGCCAGGAGUUUAAUGGAUAUUGUGAAUAGCGCAGAAAAGGAUUUAGGUCGCGAGCUCAGACUCUCAAAUUGAUUUGAAGGCGGGAAGCGCGAGCGCUGAGAGGAAUGAAGCACGAGAGGGGACGCCGAGCCAAUAAAUAGAAGCUGCCCGCUGUAACGGUCGCCGUAACGUCGUCAUGGAAGUGAUGGGGGAAACGUAAAAACGGACUCUCAAAAGAAGUUAAAACGUUUAAGAGAAACAGAAACAUUAAGAAAAGAAGCUGCAUUCCCUCAAACAAUCCGUUGGUUUCAGAACUUGGACAGCUCCCUCGUGCAGCCGCCUACACACCAACCGACCGUGUGAGGAUUCAUCGAAACUACAGCACAAAACCGACCCAGUUCUUCUUGGUAUUCACCCCCAGAACAUCGAGACGCCAUGUCCGGUGUACUUCAGGGAGAGAAGCAGCUUUUUGAGAAGUUCUGGAAGGGCACGUUCAAAGCCGUGGCAAUGCCGAGACCCGAGAGCAUCAUCGUCGCCAGCAUCACCGCACGGAGAGCCGUGACAAAAUUGGAAACAGCAGCUAGCCUUGCACCUAAAGAUGAAGAGGAGAAAGUGGAAACGAAAGACACUGUUGCAAAAAGGCAUGAGAAAAAUGGACACACAAAACGCAGAGGACGUAAACGCCACAGUCACCGCCGAGCUCGCAGUGUGUCUCUUGAUGCCGAUCUUUCCUCUCGGCCAGUGCCUAAAACAAAGAAAAAGAAGAAGAAGUCACAGAGGAAGAGGAGGAGACACAGAUCUCCCUCCUGCAGUCCAUCACCUGUGAGGAAGAAGAAAAAGAAGAGCUCAAAGAAAAGGAAGCGACAUAGGUCUGCCUCAAGGAAGGGAAGGCACAGUGGAUCGAGUCCCAGACGUAAAAGAAAGGAGGAGAAAAAACAUAAAAAGAGGUCAAGGAGCCACUCUCAUCGCAGACACCGGCGCCGGAAAGCUGAAAUUAGGAGUUCUUCCUGCAUGGAAAACAGAUAUGAAGAUUUAGAAAAAUCUGGUUUCCAAGGCGGUGGUCAUUCAUCAGCUGUCCAUGGAGGCGAUGCAUGCAGGUCGGCAAUCAAGCUGACCAAUAAAAUCUCCUCUAAGUGCUGCUGCCACUUUUCUGAAAGCACCGUCUCACCAUCACGUCCUGGGGUUGAGGGUUUAAACAAAAUGAUGAUCGUCCAGGACUCAAUAUCCAAUAAGGGCAAAGGUCAGGCAGAUUACGAUUCGGGAAAUGACACGUCCUCUCCACCGUCAAGUAAAACUGGCAUCACAAGGUCAAAAGUUACCAGAAAUGGAAGGUUCUCUUGUCAGGAUCUAACAUGUCCUGAGAAGCUUAGACUAGCCGAUGGGGACAAUGCCUCGGAUUCAGGCAACUCACUAACCAGCUAUGACUCUCUGGGUAAACCAGUACUCAGAGAAAAUACCCUACACAGCUCUGUCUUCAACAAGCUCAAAGGUGAAGAAACAGGCAGGUACGCUGAUUUGGAGAAGACACAGCCUCUGGGUCUCGUCACCGAUAGGAAUCCGUCUUAUAAUAGAUAUCAGGAUCGAACGAGGUCCCGCAGCAGAAGCAUAUCAUCCCAAAGCAGAUACUCAGGGCGCUAUUCCAGAAGCCGAUCCCUGUCCUCGGGGAGGAGAUCAUAUUCCCGUUCAUCCAGUUAUUCGCUGGAUUCUCGGAGAGACAGUUUGUCUAGUGUGAGCAGUUGCCGCAGUCUAAAUUACUCACGGUGCACAACAGACAGGUUUCGAGAGCGAAAAAGAGACUGCAGUUCCUGCAAGAGUAGAAAGCACAGCAGGAGAAGACCUUGUUCCCCAAUGAGGAAGAGAAGAAGAGAUUCCCCCAGUCACCUGGAAGCCCGUAGAAUUACAAGUGCCAGAAAGAGGCCCAUCCCUUACUACCGUCCCAGCCCCUCUGUCAGCAGCCGAUCCUCCAGCCUCCUGUCCUGGCGCCUGUUUUCUCUCGGUCGCAGUCGAACUCGCAGUUGUUCACGGAGUCGCAGCCGCAGUCGCAGUCACACGUAUUCUUCGUACAGGAGCUACAGUCGUAGCUCAUCGUGGAACUCUUUAUAUAGCAGACGCAGUCGCAGUCGGAGCAGAAGCUAUGACUCAAUAGUGAGCUACAGCAAAGCCCGACGCUAAUUUACGGAUGAACCAGAUGUGGGAAUGCUGAGCUACACACAAGCCCAGGACUGCAUCUUAUUGUAACUGGAAAUGAAAUGGUGCAGCACUGAGAACAUGCUGUGCUUGGAUGUGGAACACCAGGCAGUGACAGGAUCAUCUGUUCAGUGUCAGAUAAGACUGAAGCUUUCCAUAUUGUUGUGUACUAAACUGUGUGCUUUCAUCCAUCCCACUCAAAGGAAAAGAAAAACUUGUCUAUCAAUCACAAAGCCUGCUGUUGUAAGAAGGACCGGACUGGAAGUUUCACUAUGUGCACUGCAAUAUGUGAGUUUCUGCUAUACCUUGUUUUGCUCAUAGGUGUGAAUAUAUUGUUAUCAAAACAGCCGAAGUAGAUAAAAGGAAGUGUCUUCAUGUGCAGGGUCACUCACGAGACGCUCAUAACCUUGACUGUAAAAGCCGAUGUUUGAAUCUAUUGUAUUUUUGUAGUGUUUUCUUUUUUUAUAGGGGAUGUCAAAAGCGCUUGAGGUGAAAGAUUUAUUGCUUCCAUAACAGCUUUUACUGAGAGCAGCCGCUUCUGUGUUGCACACACCUUCACUUUGAAAAAUGUGCCAUCUGAAUUGGCCCCACCGGCAAACGCACCCCAUCAGCCCAAAUGCCAGCUUUAUUUAUCUUCUGUUGAACUGGAAAACAAUUCAAAUGUCAUUGGCUGUGAUGGAGAUGAUGAUGAUGAUGGUGGACAAUCAAAAUGCAGCAGUUAUGCUCCACUGGACCCGUUUUGCAGGGUCCAGCUGUCCGUUCUGUUACCAAAUUUGUUAAACUACACAAUUAAUCUUGCAAACCUCAAGAGACACAAUGAAGAUAUUUUUAUCCAUCAAAUUCAAGAAAAGGUACAUUUUUUUCUGCUCUACUGACUAAAAUGAAAGCACUGGUAUACAUAUUAUUAUUAGUAGUAUUAUGUAAUUUUUUUUUUUUUAACAUGAGUCAUGUUAAAUUGUAUAAUAUUUUAAAUUAUUUAUUCUUUUAAUGCCUAUUUUUAUGUGUGAUUUAUUUCUGUUAGGCAUGCAAAUAGUGCUGUACAAAUAUUUAUUACUCAGAUCACUUGAAUUAUUUAUAAGGUAAGAAAACUUUUUUGUUUAUAUCAUUCAUUUUUGACUGUUUUGAUAUUUUGUAUUUGUUUUCCACAAGACCCCCCAGUUUAAACAUUCAGUCCUGCACUGAUUAAAUCACACACUUUACAUACUGUAAAUGAUGAUGGUAUUUAUAAAUACAAAUGUUUAAUAAACCAUAUUUAUUGGUUGCACAUCAGUGCAACAACAGAGAAACCAUUACAGACCGGGUUAAAUGAAGACGGCUGUCAUAAGAAAUCCAUGUGGCUAGAUCAAGGAUUUUUUGAAAGGAUCAAAGAUAUAUAUUUGGUGUGUGAUACAGCUUGAUGAAACAGCGUAUAAAAAUCAUCACCUUCAUCACAACAGAUAAUGGCAGUUUCUUUGUUUCUGUGUCAUAAAGUCUAUUGGAGUGCUUGUUAAACGAAGGCAUGGUGAUCUCUAUGCACUGUACAUUAUUAGCUGUCUGACUGUUGUGAAUUCUGACACAUGUACAGAUAAUUAGUUGUAGAUGAAGGGGGGAAAACUUGAAGUGUAUCAAAUGUUUUAUCUUCUUGAAUUCAUCAUGUUCUCUCGUCUCAAACCGUAAAUGAGUUUAGUAAAUGAUUAUGUAAAUCUGUUGUGUAAAUAUGCAAACGUUUAGUGCGGCAAUAUUAGGCAUGGGCUUUAUUUAUUGAGAUGGAGUAGUGGUACUGACUGUUUACAAGGCUGGCUUUCAAAUUUACAUAAUUUGCAUUCCUUCUAAAAAAGAAACAUGCUGAAAUGUUGCCAUGAAUCCAACCCAUUUUACAAAAUCAAAGUCAAAACAUGCUAAAAAUGAUUGCAACAUCCUGUAAUACCAAUAAUUAAUUUAUUUUUGCACAGAAUGAGCAGUAAAGAUAUAAAGCAAGUGUGUAUUUGUUUUAACGCAAAGUAAAAAACCUCAGUGCAGGGUGUCAGGCUGAAGAUUAUGUUAUGAACAUUCCUUAUAUUACCCUCUUCUACAAUGUAUAUACAAUGUUGUCUAUGUGCACAAGAAUAUCAAUGUCUCCCUUGCUCUUCAAAUUAAUGACUAGUUCUCUGUGGUCUGAAUCUGUAAUGAUAUUCAAAGAGUUCUAAAUAAAUAAUUCAUCUAAUUCAA